UAUGUAUAACUAAAUCUCACAAAAAAAUAGUUUUAAUUAGUUAAAACAAAAUUUAAAACGUUUGCUGAAUUAUUUUCUCCCACAAUUAUUAAAACCAAAGUGCCAAAUCAUCUGUUAAGGGUUUGCUGAAUUAUUUUCUCCCACAAUUAUUAAAACCAAAGUGCCAAAUCAUCUGUUAAGGGGUAUCUAUUAUAAUGGCUGCAAAUACUAUUUCCACAGAUGUUCAAAUAAGAUAUUUGUUACAAUGGUUUUCUGAAUGGAGUGAUCUCCAGCGAAGUGAUUUUUUACCGAUACUUGCAGAACAAAUUGGAUCAUCUUCAAAUUCUGUUUACAUGAAUGGUGUUGUGAAUUCUUUAGCAAAUGCAACGUGUGAUGAUAAGCCUAUGAAUUUAUUUCAAUGUCGGGUAAAAUUGUUCCGAGGAUGGACAGCCAAUUGGACAGCUGAUGAAAUGAAAAGGCUAGCAGAAAAAUUCAGCGAGAUUGAUUCAAGCUUUGGAGAAAAACUAGCAGAUGAGCUGAGCCCCAAAACAAAUAAGGACGAUAAAACUGAAAAUCCACCAGAACCAGCAGAGCCCCAGGGUAUUGAAGAUGUUACAGAAAACAUCAAUGCUGUGGAUAAUGUUGAUAAAAGCAUGAUAACUGCUUAAUUAUGAAUUUUCUAUCACAUCAAUAUUAUCCUCAGGUAACUAUGAGAAACAUUCAUUCCACUAUUGUAUGGGAAAUAUUUUAAA
This is a messenger RNA of Ctenocephalides felis (cat flea), 731 nucleotides long. RefSeq lists its product as uncharacterized. NCBI's taxonomy places the organism in Eukaryota, Metazoa, Arthropoda, Insecta, Siphonaptera, Pulicidae. The record is from RefSeq and is a predicted model, not a curated record.